AAUCAGCAAAACAAGAACCCUUUUUACACCCCUCUUUGCCUCUUGUUGCUACCCUUUUUCUGCUUACGCUGGAUUUUCCAUGUCAAGUUUCUACAGUCCCAACUUUUCUCCAGCAAGAGCUGUUUCUCCACAGAUAACAGAUGCUGAUAGUCAAUACCUGUCGGAGUUAUUGGCGGAGCAUCAGAAGCUCCAGCCUUUUAUGCAGGUUUUUCCCGUUUGUACCAGGCUCUUGAAUCAAGAAAUCUUGAGGGUUUCAGGUAUGUUGCAAAGCCAAGGGAUUAACGAGCUUGAUAGACUGCGGCAUAGAAGCCCGAGCCCCAUGGCUUCUUCAGAUCUUAUGUCACAUGUUCCAGGGACUGGCUGGAAUGGUUUUCCACAAGAGAGGUUAAGUGGACCCCCUGGAAUGACGAUGGACUGGCAAGGAGGUGCUCCAGCAAGUCCUAGUUCAUACACCGUGAAGCGAAUCUUGCGGUUAGAUAUUCCUGUUGAUACAUACCCCAACUUUAACUUCGUGGGCCGGCUCUUGGGACCUAGAGGCAACUCACUAAAACGCAUAGAGGCUACAACAGGUUGUCGUGUGUAUAUACGAGGAAAAGGGUCAAUCAAGGAUCCUGAUAAGGAAGAGAAGCUAAGGGGAAGACCUGGCUACGAGCAUCUAAAUGAGCCACUUCACAUCUUGAUCGAGGCUGACUUACCUGCAAGCGUUGUUGAGAUAAGGCUGAGGCAGGCACAUGAAAUUAUCCAAGAGUUGCUCAAACCAGUGGAUGAGUCGGAAGAUUAUAUCAAACGACAGCAAUUAAGAGAGCUAGCGCUGCUGAACUCAAGUUUCCGAGAAGAUAGUCCUGGACCAAGUGGUAGUAGCAUGUCGCCAUUCAACACCAACGGCAUGAAACGUGCAAAAACUGGGGGUUAACAAUGAAAUGGAACCAGUGUCUCUGCUUUGGUAUACAUAUACAUACACACCAUGAUAUAUCUAUAUCUAUAUCUAUAUCUCUAUAUAUAUUGUAUGAUUUUUUGAAAGAAAAUUGAAAUGUAUAGGCUGACUAUUGACAGAGUAGUUUGAUAUUUGUUGUUUCUUGAAAAAUAAAAAGAAAAAGCAAAAGAAAAAGAAAUAGGAAUGUAGAUAGAAAACGAGUAGAGUAAGGAAUGAUUUGAUUUUCUUCUUGUUUGUUGGGUGAUGAUGCAUUUGUAAGCUUCGAUUCAUUGGAUUAAUUUAUUCAUGCAAGAUUGUUGUUA
Cynara cardunculus var. scolymus (artichoke) is the source of this 1236-nucleotide messenger RNA. RefSeq names its product KH domain-containing protein At3g08620-like. Bases 80 to 913 code for a protein of 277 amino acids. The transcript is spliced from 7 exons. Gene Ontology annotation, cellular component: nucleus. The record is from RefSeq and is a predicted model, not a curated record. Gene Ontology annotation, molecular function: mRNA binding. Lineage: Eukaryota; Viridiplantae; Streptophyta; Magnoliopsida; Asterales; Asteraceae. Gene Ontology annotation, biological process: regulation of mRNA splicing, via spliceosome.